AUGAUGAAGAAUUUUGAGUUAAUGAGCGACCUGCAGGACAGGAUCGCAGAGAUCAAGCAAGAAUUCCUACCACCAUUAUUAGAAGCAGAACAGUGCUACCUGGCUGCCGAAAAAUCUUUAAAGAAUCUAAAGGUUUUAUUUCAAAAGUCGGAGCUGUCUCCUGAGCAGGAACAGGAGUUUUUCAAAAAGAUAAAGCCCUGGUUCCUCAGCCAGAUGAUCUACUAUGCCGAGGUUUAUAAAAUGGAGGCCAACCAGCCUUUUGGACCUAAAAAGCAAUUCCGUAAAUUCUACAUCCGAGAGCAGAAAAAGGUCAGCCAGUUUAUCAGUGAACACCAGGCCUUUUACAGUUACCACAAAAGCGGUAGAACUGGUAUGGACCAUGAAUAUUUCAUGCGAGAUCCAGAUAAGAUCACAUCCCCGGAUAGUGCCUUUAUAGAAGUAGACGAGACCUUUAGCACCUAUCACAGCACCCUACUGUCCUUGCUGAUAGGCAAUGAGCGAUUGAAUGAGUUCAUCGAAGACAAACUCGAAGCCCGUUCCAAUUUUUUGGAAGCGCCAAGCUUCAAAUCCAUGCUCCGAUGGACCGGGCAAAAGGUCAAGCUGAUAGAACUGGGUUAUGCACUCCAUGCUAUGGGAGUUUGCAAUGAGGGAAAGGCAGACAUCAAACAGAUCAUGGAUGGAUUGGAGAUGCUAUUCAAUAUUAAGCUGGGCAACUACUAUAGCGUGUUCCUCAAAAAGAUCAGACUUAGAAAAAAGAACAUGACCAUCUUUUUAGAUGAACUAAAGGCCUCACUACUGCACCGAAUGGAUGAACAAGAUGCGAAUCCGAGGUAUAGUUAG
Molecule: messenger RNA, 840 nt
Organism: Ostertagia ostertagi
Lineage: Eukaryota; Metazoa; Nematoda; Chromadorea; Rhabditida; Trichostrongylidae
Source: the annotation of a GenBank genome assembly